Molecule: messenger RNA, 1143 nt
Organism: Pteronotus mesoamericanus
Lineage: Eukaryota; Metazoa; Chordata; Mammalia; Chiroptera; Mormoopidae
Gene: MYDGF
Product: myeloid derived growth factor
Exons: 6
Coding region: 28-552 (174 amino acids)
Biological process (GO): positive regulation of angiogenesis; positive regulation of endothelial cell proliferation
Source: RefSeq, a predicted model, not a curated record
CGUUUGCCUCGCGGACCCGAUUCCAACAUGGCGGCGCCCAGCGGAAGGAGGAACCGUAGUGGCGGUGCAAGCUUGUGGGCUACGCUGUUCCUGGCAGCCGUGGCGCUGAGGCCAGUAGAAGCGGUGUCAGAGCCCACAACGGUGGCGUUUGACGUGCGGCCCGGCGGCGUCGUGCACACUUUUUCCCAGAACGUGGGACCUGGGGACAAAUAUACUUGCAUAUUCACCUAUGCUUCUCAAGGAGGGACCAAUGAGAAGUGGCAGAUGAGUCUGGGGACCAGCGAAGACUACCAGCACUUCACUUGCACCAUCUGGAGGCCCCAGGGCAAGUCCUAUCUGUACUUCACACAAUUCAAGGCAGAGGUGCGCGGUGCUGAGAUUGAGUACGGCAUGGCUUACUCUAAAGCUGCGUUUGAAAGAGAGAGUGAUGUUCCCCUGAAAAAUGAAGAAUUUGAAGUGACCAAAACAGCAGUGUCCCACAGGCCCGGGGUGUUCAAGGCCGAGCUGUCCAAGCUGGUGAUCGUGGCCAAGGCAUCACGCAGUGAGCUGUGACCAGCAGCGCCUUCAAGGGCGGCUUUCCCUCAUCUCCUCUAAAGGGGCCGGGCUCUGUGAGGACUGGCACAUUGUUGGUUUUCCGCCCUGGCUGUUGUUGCCCUGCCUGGAGGGGCCCGCAGGAUGGCUGUGGCCCUGGGACAGAGUCCAGGGGCCAGGAGACUGGGGGUGUCCUCGGUCUCCCGUGGCUCCUCGCCUUCCCCAGCCCUACCCCACACUCGCUCUUGAACAGAGUAUGGGUCUAAGCCCAGCUCUUGUCCUGCCAGGAGAAACAUCAGCACAAGGUGGGGUGGGGGGGACACAGCUUUUCUGAAGCCAGCGUGUCUCCCCGUGGGGUCAGGCUGGACUCUGGACGUUCCAGGGAAGAAUAGCCCUGCUAUCCUCUGACCCCAAGCUGACUGUUUUCUCACAGUUUCCCCAGGAGACCACUUUCAGACUAAUUGGGAAGAAAUGAAAUGUUCUUUUGUAUUUAAAUAAAGAAAUUGAAAAGGAACUGCAUAGACUGGGCAUCUCAUGCUGGCGCCCACCUGGCCGGGCGUGAGGGGCCGGGGGCCUGGCCGCCCCAUUCCCUGUUGGAAACAGGCAGGCUGU